Messenger RNA from Ipomoea nil (Japanese morning glory), 864 nucleotides. RefSeq lists its product as uncharacterized. The record is from RefSeq and is a predicted model, not a curated record. The transcript has 2 exons. Gene Ontology annotation, molecular function: nucleic acid binding; zinc ion binding. The coding region runs from base 1 to 864 and encodes 287 amino acids. NCBI's taxonomy places the organism in Eukaryota, Viridiplantae, Streptophyta, Magnoliopsida, Solanales, Convolvulaceae.
AUGAAGACGUUUGACAAGAUCUUCUCGGUUGUCAGUUGUCCAGAAGAGCUAAGAGUAGAGCUUGCAACGUUCUACUUCUGCCUUGAGGCCGAUCUGUGGUGGAUGCAUGAGGGCCCAGCUUGCCUUGAGGAACCUGAGUUUGUUUGGACCGCUCUCAAGGAUCGGAUGCGCGAGAGGUUUUAUCCGGCGUAUGUUAGGGCUGAAAUGUAUGAGGAAUUCCUCCAUCUCCAGCAAGGAUCCCUAUCGGUGGUUGAGUACCACAAGAAGUUUCUAGAGCUUGCGCGUUUUGCCCGGAUGCUUGUGCCUACGGAGCUCGCCAAGGUUGAGAAGUGUGUAGCUGGCUUGAAGUACGAGGCACGGAAGGCCCUAACCGUGAGUAGGCCGAGUUCUUUGAUGGAAGCAUACCUGAGUGCUGCAGAUCUUUACCGUGUUCAGCAGCUACAGCGAGGAUACUAUGAGCUUGCAAGGAAAAGAACCGAGAGUGGAGGCUCUUCCAGUUUCAAGAAGCCUAGGCCGAGUUUUCAAGCUAAGAAUGCGUCAUCUCCAACCCAAGGACCCAACCGAGCAGAGCAUGGAAAUCAAGUCAAUAUGUUUCCUUGCCGUAGAUGUGGAAAAGUGCAUGCGGGUCAGGAUUGUAAUGGCCAAGCGUUUCAGUGCUACCGUUGCCGGGAUAGGGGUCACAAGGUCGCCGAGUGCCCUCAGCAAGCCAACCAAAUGGUGUUGCCACCACCCCUAGGAGCCGGAGGAGCAGCUGGGUCUAGGUUGUCAGGAAGGGUGUUCGUGAUGGGACGGUCGCAGGCAGAGACCGAUGGCUUGGUGGAGGAAGAGCUAGCAGGUGUAUCACUUGUCAACCCAACCCUCUAA